Messenger RNA from Helicoverpa armigera (cotton bollworm), 1627 nucleotides. Its product is annotated as cytochrome P450 4C1. The coding region runs from base 1 to 1467 and encodes 488 amino acids. The transcript is spliced from 10 exons. Gene Ontology annotation, molecular function: oxidoreductase activity, acting on paired donors, with incorporation or reduction of molecular oxygen; iron ion binding; monooxygenase activity. The record is from RefSeq and is a predicted model, not a curated record. Lineage: Eukaryota; Metazoa; Arthropoda; Insecta; Lepidoptera; Noctuidae.
AUGUUUGUUGUAACCGUAUUGUGCGCCGCCUGCGUCUCUUACUUGGUGUGGCGACUGAUGACCAGGAAGACCACAGAACCACCGUUUUUUCCAGGCUGGUGGCCUAUUCUAGGACAUGCGCCGGCUCUUAUAGGAGAUAGCUGCAAACUAUGGAACGGCGUAAACGACUUGGCUAAACAGAGCUACGAUAUUGGGGGAGUUGUGUCUAUCGGCAUUGGACCAAGAACGGCAUAUGUUAUAUCCGACCCAGACGACAGUUUCACAGUAGCAAACUCUUGCUUUGAAAAGGAUGACUUUUAUGACAUCGCUAAACCAUGGCUAGGGGAAGGAUUAGUUACUGGGAAAUAUUCAAUCUGGAAGAAUCAUCGCAAGCUCCUGAAUCCAGCGUUCAGUCAGAUAUUGCUGGACACCUUCAUGGGAGUCUUCAACAGUCAGUCCAGGAAGCUGGUCAAGGAUAUGGAAAAAGAGGCCGGAAAAGGACUCUUCGACCACUGGACUUACACAAGACAUAACGCUUUAGAAACUAUCUGCUUGACAGCUCUCGGAGUAGACUUCACAGACUCGAAUUUAAACAGCGAGUAUGUAGAAGCUGCAGAGCUGAUCUUCUAUACCAUGGUGGAGCGGUUCACGAAGUUCUGGUGGCACAGCCCUUACACCUUCGCCUGGAGUAACGUCAAGAAGAAGCAGGAUGACUGUCUUAAGAUCCUGCAUAAUAUGUCUAACACAGUUCUACAAAAAAGAAAGUCAGAGAUAAAUGGCAGUGUUUGUGCCGAGGAGAGCGAAAUCCCAAGGAAAAAGUUCAAGCCUUUCUUGGAUCUUCUGCUGGAACUGUCUGUUGAGAAGGGAGUGUUAAAUGAUAGAGAAGUAAGAGAGCAUGUGGACACUAUUAUAGUUGGGGGCCAUGACACCUCGGCCAGUGUGCUCAUGUUUACCAUGAUAUUGUUGGGAUCUCAUCCUGAAGCACAGGAGAAGGCUUUUGCUGAAGUGCUAGAAGUGCUAGGCGAUGAAGACAGAGAUGUGGAGAAGGCUGAUCUAUCAAGGCUGGUGUACUUGGAAGCUGUUCUGAAGGAGAGCAUGAGGGUGUUCACCAUCGUGCCGGUGCUCGCCAGGAAACUCGACAAAGAUGUCAAGCUUAAAAAUUAUACACUAUCAGCCGGGCGAACCUGUUUCUUGUUUGUGUUUGGUCUCCAUAAGCACCCAAUGUGGGGGCCUGAUGUGGACGAGUUCAGGCCUGAGCGCUGGUUGGAACCUGGACAAUUGCCUGACAACCCUAAUGCUUUUGCUGCCUUUAGUGUUGGGAGACGACAGUGUAUUGGUAAAGCGUAUGCUCUAAUGUCGAUGAAAACGACCCUGGCUCACGUGGUGCGCCACUACAAGAUAAAGGCGGAUCACACCAAGGUGAGGCUGAAGCUCGACGUCAUGCUCAAACCUGACGCAGGACACUGCAUCAGCAUUGAGAGACGAUAGAGGAACAGCUGAUGGAACGGGAGAAAUAUCUAUUGUGGUAACACUUGUACACUAUACAGUACGUUUUGUUAUCAAUGAAUUCAUAAUAGAUAUAUAGGUAAGUACCAAAAAGCCACCGUCAACGUCUUAACCAAUUGUAUUCAAUUUUAUAAUAAGUUAU